AUGAGAUACUCACGCGAUCCAGCCGAAGAACCCACGUGGAAAUUCUUUCGGCAGCUACGAUUUUUGGAAAAAGGGGAUGAGGGGCCAUUGAGAGAAGACGGAACGAGUAGUAAUGAUGCUCCGGAGCUUACGGUUAAAUAUGAACCGCACAACAGCUCAUUCGAAGAGCGUAAUACCGAAAAUUCUAUGGAUAUUUUAUUGAAGGCAACCGAACAGCAUGCCCAGAACUCGAUGCUCGAGAAUAAGACCAAUAUUAUUCCGACAAUGUUGAGAGCGCAGCCAACGGUGCAACGGGAAGAGGCUGUGCCGGUAAAACGGCCUCGAGAGACUCCACUCCCGACGGUCAGUUCCCCACCAUUGCUGACAAUCAAUAGCGCCCAGGACGAUUUUGCGCAUUUUGGCCAAUAUGUUGCGGUUAUUUUGCGGAAAAUGGCCGGUGAGGGGAAUCGGCUGGAGGCGCUAAAGCUGCAAAAGAAGAUCUCCGACCUAAUCUUCGAGUCUCAAUUCGACAUGUGCCAGGAAAAA
Messenger RNA from Mesorhabditis spiculigera, 525 nucleotides. The record is from the annotation of a GenBank genome assembly. NCBI's taxonomy places the organism in Eukaryota, Metazoa, Nematoda, Chromadorea, Rhabditida, Rhabditidae.